This is a messenger RNA of Myripristis murdjan (pinecone soldierfish), 3515 nucleotides long. RefSeq names its product adducin 2 (beta) (gene add2). NCBI's taxonomy places the organism in Eukaryota, Metazoa, Chordata, Actinopteri, Holocentriformes, Holocentridae. The record is from RefSeq and is a predicted model, not a curated record. Gene Ontology annotation, cellular component: plasma membrane; cytoskeleton; postsynaptic density. Bases 382 to 2322 code for a protein of 646 amino acids. Gene Ontology annotation, biological process: barbed-end actin filament capping. The transcript has 14 exons. Gene Ontology annotation, molecular function: actin filament binding.
AAACAACACAAUAUAGAAAUAAAUAUAGAAAUAAAGCGCGCAGAUGAGAUUCCUUCCCACGAUAUUUGGAAGCGUGUGAAUGAGAGCUUUUGGUUGUCGAGCGGUGGACAGGCGUGGCAGUGGGUUGGUCCUAGCGGGAUGAAAAACAUCAGGGUUCAUAGAUUUUGUAUCUGCUGAGGCCCUGGAAAUUGCCUGACAAAGGACCUUUGGAGUCUCAACCUAAUAUUUUACAGACACUGUGUAAAAUCCUAUCUUGUUAAUUUGGGACCGGAAUUAGGUAGUGGGUGUGACCCGCACCCACAUAGGACAAGGUGCCGAGGAUGCACUGAGCUGUCCCCACCCAUCCCUGGCCGUGAGACACCCACUGCAACAUAGUAGAUCAUGAGUAAGUCUCCCACUCCCAAGGGCACCCCGGUGCAGCGCAGCCCCAGCGAUGGGGUCCCUGAGGGGCUCCAGUCCCCUCAGCAUUCCACUCCUGGCUCCGGCCCCCAGCAUAAGAAACGUAUCUCCAGCCUCCUGCAGAGCCCGUCAUUCAGGGAGGAGCUGGAUGUGCUGAUCCAGGAGCAGAUGAAGAAGGGUGGCAGCUCAUCCAACUUGUGGGCUCUGAGGCAGUUGGCUGACUUCAUGGCCUCACAUGGCUCCCCAGCAGCCCUAUCAGUCUCUCCUUCCAACAUGAUGAUGGUGACGCCCAUCAACGACUUGCACGGCUGGGAGCCUGGCAGCAUGGUGAAGGGCGAGAGAUUGAUGCGCUGUAAGCUGGCCAGUGUCCAUCGCUUGGUCGACCUCUACGGCUGGGCCCAAGUCAGCCGCACCUGCCUCACUCUGCGUGUUAGUAAGGAACAGGAGCACUUCUUGGUGCUCCCAGACGGCCUGGCCUAUAGUGAAGUGACCGGAUCCAGUCUGGUGAAGGUGAAUAUCCUGGGCGAGGUGGUGGAGAAAGGCAGCACCAGCCUUGGUGUGGACGUGGAAGAGUUCAGCCUGCACUCGGCCAUCUACUCGGCCCGGCCAGAUGUACGCUGUCUGCUUCACCUGCACACACCAGCGACAGCCGCGGUUUCGGCCAUGAAGUGCGGCCUCCUGCCUUUGUCCCAUGAGGCUCUCCUGGUGGGUGAUGUGGCCUACUACGACUACAAUGGAGUCAUGGAGGAUGAACAAGACAGGGUGGAGCUGCAGAAAAGCCUGGGGCCCACCUGCAAGGUAUUGGUGCUGAGGAACCAUGGCAUUGUUGCCCUUGGUGAAUCUGUGGAGGAGGCUUUCUAUACCAUCUACCACAUCCAAGCCGCCUGCCAGAUCCAGGUGUCAGCUUUAUGUUGUGCUGGUGGCGAACAAAACCUGAUACUGCUAGACCGGACCACACAUAGACCCAACCCAGCCGGCACUGUGGGCUGGGCCGGCUCCACCUUUGGGCCCCUACACAAGAGCCGCCUUGGGGAGCAUGAGUUUGAAGCCCUAAUGAGGACCCUGGAUAACCUGGGUUACCGCACCGGCUACGCCUACCGUUUCCCUGUGCUGCUGGAGCGUUCGCGGACACGGAGGGAGGUGGAGGUCCCUGCCACGGCCACAGCCUUCCACCAGUUUGACGAGGAGGGAGGCCACCCGGCUCUCAGGCAGCAUCCUUUCGCUCAGCGCCAGCAGCAGGAGAGGACACGCUGGCUCAACACUCCCAACACCUACCAGAAAGUCAGCCAGGACCAAGCCAGUCCUGGCCACCAGCGUACCACCUGGCUGAAGACCGAGGAGGUGACGCAGUCUGGCAGCACGUCCAUCAAGAUUGAGAACCCAAACCAGUUUGUUCCUCUUUACACCAACCCUCAAGAGGUGCUCGAGACACGAAACAAGAUCCGGCAGCAGAAUCGUCAGGACAUGAAGACCGCAGGACCACAGUCUCAAGUCUUAGCCAGCGUCAUAACAGAUGACAGUCCUCCGUCUCCAGUCAGCCCACCCAAACUCCCACCAGAGCCAGAGCCUCCCAACCCCUUCAACGAGCUGACAGACCAGGAGCUGGAGGAGUAUCGCAAGGAAGUGCAGAGGAAACAGGAUGGAGGGGCCGAUGAAGAGGCAAAGACCGACUCCCCAGCCAUACAGAACGGAGAGGAGGAGGAGAAGCAGACGACAGAGGAACUGGAAAAAGGGAUGAAGGCUCUGUCAACAAAUGACACGUCCACUCCACCCUCCACCACUCCCGCCGCUCUGCCUGCCAAACCACAAGGUGGCACCCCGGAGGGCUCGCCUUCCAAGUCCCCCUCCAAGAAGAAAAAGAAAUUCAAGGCACCCUCGUUCCUUAAAAAGAGCAAGAAGCAGAAAGAGAAAGUUGAGACCUAAGUCGUGCAUAUAGUGCAGACCUUGGAAAAAUACUAUUUGAAAAUGCUUCUUAGUGUACUUAGUGUCCUAACUGCGUAGAGCAGGGGUUGGGUCGGGGUUACUGCAACAGGAUAAUCCACGUAGUUUCAGGUGAUAUAUCACACACAGAAAAUUGACUUUGAAAUACUUUCCUGUGGUUGCCUAAACUUUAUGGUAUUAUUCAAUGUGUCAACCCAUCUGGUACCUUCAGCACUGACAAUUAUUUUCAAAUACUAUUUGAUCAAAGUCUGAUUCAGACAAGUUGUUGACACACUACUUUACUUCUUAUCACACUGGCACAGACACACACACUGAUCCAAUUCCUGUAUUCUCACGUCUCAUUUCUCACCUGCUUCUGUGCUGAUCAAACCAUUACUGAAGUUCACUGUAUGGGAAUUUAAAGCUUUCUCUUGUUUUGCAAGUAGGAUUAGAAGCAAUCUGAUCUAACACACUUGCACCUCCGAACUUGUUUCAUACCAAUCUUUUGUUACUCACAACUCUGCAAGACACAAGUGGAAUCAAUAAUAGUCGUCAUUGAUUAUGCACCCCUCGUUCAUGUAUAGUCAUAAAGCACUUGGCAUAUGUAUAUUAACAUUCCCGUAUGUUGUAUUUAUUCAUCAUCAUCAUCAUAGACAUCCCCUGGUCAUGAUUCGGUUAUAAUUAUCUGAUGAAUGUUGCAGGUAUUUAUGUGAGCGCAGGUGCAGUACAUGUAGAAAUAUGCUGAAAGAUGCUGAUUGUGCUCCUUUGACUGAAUGCUGGUUCCGUGUAAACCUAUCAGCCUUUUCAAGUUAUUACAGCAGGGACAAAUAAUGAAAAGAAAGGAAAAAAAAAAAAAACUAUACUGGCUCUUAACAAAAUCCAGGCCGCUAUGAAUGCCACUAAUACCAAACAAGGAUAUAAAACAAAGAAAAUCUGUUGCUAGUCAAUGCAGUUUGAAGUACAAUAAUGAAAGGCACUAACAUUCCACUUUUCUCAUUUUCUUUGAAAUGUAUGUGUGCAAAAUACCUCUUGACAGCUGUAAUUAUUAUUAUUAUUAUUAUUUUUUAUCCUGUCGCUAUUCUCAAACUGCUGAUGUGUGUGUGUUCAUGGUUUUAAUUUAUUUCAUAUUAGAAUGUAAAAGUGAGUGUUGCAAAGUUACCAUGUACAAGUCAUUAAAGAUCAAGUUGAGUUCAAAC